UUUCAUCAUUUGACUGCAAUAAAGCUUGCUGCAGAAGGAUCCUGUUGUCCACGUGCGUUCUUGCUGGCGAGACGACCACGCUGCUUGCAACAAUUUUGUAUCCAGCAACUUUGCUACAGAUGGUCUCCUCAUCCAGGGCCAUAUCCUCUGAAGACCCACUCACCUUGAAGUAGCCUGUUGUAAAGUGGAAGCAGAUGAGAGCCCGUGGGAAUGGCCAACCUUCUUGCUACCUCAACCUCUAUCCUCUUCAUGCUCCUCAUUCAACUUCUGCUCUGCCUUUGAGUCAAAGGCAAAGGUAGAGAUGUCAUAAUGAGGAUUCUUGUAACAGUCAAGGUACUCUAGAGAAACAGAGCUUAUACAAUGAAUAUAUUUGAGUAUAUUUAUUAGAAUGUCUUAUAGGCUAUGGUUCACCUACCCAACAACAGCUCUCUAUCAAUGGAAAGUCUUAGAAUCCAUUCACAAGGAUUCGUGUUCAGUUCAUGAGGCUGGAUGACCAGUUUCAGAUGGUCUUCACUACAUGACAGAAUCCCAAAAACGUAGGCUUUCAUGGAUGUGAAGGAAUGAUCUUGCCAGUAAGAGGGAGAACAAGCAGGCAAAGAGAGCAAGCUUCCUUCCUCCAUGUCCUUUAUGUAGGUGGUCACAAGAAACUGUGGCCCAGAUUAGAUCUUCUCACCUCAAAAAUCUGGAUUAAAGGUAAGUCUUCUCACUUCAAUUAUAUAAUUAAGAAAAAUCCCUCACAAGUGUACCUAGCCACUUGGGUUUUAGGUAACUGCAGACAUAAUCAAGUUGAAAACCAAGAAUAACCAUCACAUUCCCACUACUUGAGCCUUAGAGGGAUUUUUGGCAUGUUGAUACCUCAGAACUUUCAUUACCCAACUGGGGCUUGCUGCAGCAACAGUGAGGAUACCCUGGUUUAAGUACGUUUUCAGUGUGCUUGUGCCAUGGCUUAGCUUUUUUCACUCAUUGGCACAUUAUGCAGAAACCCAAUACUCCUCAUCAGUCUUUACAGGUUGCCAGAGAUCUUACUGAUGAACUCGGCCUUCUGUUCAUUUACAAAGCUGAUGGGGCAGAAAUGAGCAACGAGGGAAGCCUGAGGAGGACCGGGCUAGGAAGAGCAGCAGGGCUUCGCAGAGGCGGUCCCGCGCGCCCUGGUAGGCGGAGUGGCAGAUUCAUCUGAGAAAGACAGACAGCUGCGUCUCUCCCGCCGGAACUCCACACCCAGACUAGUGGCCCAGGCCCGAGAGCCCGUGUCACACCAGCGAGGACAGGCCACAUAGAGCGACUGACUGAACAUGGCCACACCGUUCCUAUCCGCAGGGGCCACCAGGGGCGACAGCGGUGGGGAACUGAGCUCUAGGGACAACUCUGGUGAUAUGGAAUCCCCCCAGACUCCCAAGACUGAGACGUUCCGGAGCCUGGCCGAGCAGUUUGAGAAGGCUGCCGCACACGUCCAAGGCCUGAUUCAGGUGGCCAGCAGGGAGCAGCUCUUGUACCUGUACGCCAGGUACAAGCAGGUUAAAGUUGGCAAUUGUAAUAUUCCCAAGCCAAACUUCUUUGAUUUUGAAGGAAAGCAAAAGUGGGAAGCAUGGAAAGACCUUGGUGACUCAAGCCCUAAACAAGCAAUGCAAGAAUAUAUCGCAGCAGUUAAAAACCUAGAUCCAGGGUGGAAUCCUCAGGUUUCAGAGAAGAAAGAAAAAGAAACCAAUAGUGGUUUUGGUGGGCCUGUCGUUAGUUCUCUAUAUCAGGAAGAAGACAAAAACAUAUUUGAUUACUGCAGGGAGAACAACAUUGACCAUAUAACCAAAGCCAUCAAAUCGAAACAUGUGGAAGUGAAUGUGAAAGAUGAAGAGGGCAAAGCUCUGCUCCACUGGGCAUGUGACCGAGGACAUAAGGAACUAGUGACAGUCUUGCUACAGCAUGAAGCUGACAUUAAUUAUCAGGACAAUGAAGGUCAGACAGCUCUUCACUAUGCUGCUGCCUGUGAGUUUUUGGACAUUGUGGAUCUGCUUCUCUUGUCUGGCGCUGACCCCUCUCUCAGAGACCAAGACGGCUCUCUGCCAGAAGAGGUGACGAGAUGGCAAAGCAUUUUCUCUGGUGCUGCAACGGCACAGGGCUAGCAAGGCUUGAUCCAAAGGCUGGAAAAACACAGUCUGGCAGAAUAAGACUUCAGAUAUGAAAGAAACUGCAAAAAUAAUAUUUCUUUACCACCCAUCUUUGGUAUGCAUUGGCUAAUAAAAUCAUUUCUGAGUUAAAAAAAAAAA
Meriones unguiculatus (Mongolian gerbil) is the source of this 2261-nucleotide messenger RNA. RefSeq names its product acyl-CoA-binding domain-containing protein 6-like. Lineage: Eukaryota; Metazoa; Chordata; Mammalia; Rodentia; Muridae. The transcript has 2 exons. Bases 1293 to 2117 code for a protein of 274 amino acids. The record is from RefSeq and is a predicted model, not a curated record. Gene Ontology annotation, molecular function: protein binding; fatty-acyl-CoA binding.